Messenger RNA from Morchella importuna, 1578 nucleotides. RefSeq lists its product as uncharacterized. The coding region runs from base 1 to 1578 and encodes 525 amino acids. Lineage: Eukaryota; Fungi; Ascomycota; Pezizomycetes; Pezizales; Morchellaceae. The record is from RefSeq and is a predicted model, not a curated record. The transcript has a single exon.
AUGCUUGUUGCAACUCCUCCCUCACAACCUCUGCAAUUAACCGUCUUCUCUUCUCUCCCGUUCACAGAUUCUGCUGGCAUCUACAACUACAUCUCCAUGUCCCUGAAACUUCUCGGAAGACGCUCUAUAUACAAAUCCUGUCCCCAUCCCAGUGUCCAGCUCGUGCAGCACCGUCUCUCGAGUUCCAGCUCCAGCUCCAGCUCCAACGCCACCCAGAGCUCUCCUCCGGCACCCCAAAAUGAAGAGACAGAAUCCGAGUCCGCCCUCACCCGCCGCUUCACCGCCAUGGCCGAAGACGCCCUCGCCGCCUCUCCGCGGCGUGCCUCACAGAUCGCCUCCGAAAACCCCUUCUCCGAAGACCUAAAGCGCGAGCUCGAAGCCCGCAUCGCAGGAGCCGACUUUAAAUCCGCAAACGCUUCCGCAAUCGCCUCCGCAAACCUGCCCUCCUACGCCUCCAAGCACACCCGUGACAUCGCCUCCGCCCAGCACUGGACGGGGACCGAGUCCACGUCCGACAGCGUCCUCCGCAUGCUCGUCGACGCGCACAAGCCGCUCAAGAAAGACCUCCGGGGCAGCGCAAAGCCGGCAAACAUCGACCUCCGCCCGACAAGAAAGUACCAGCCGCGGAGCAGCGGCGACCGCAUCGCCCGCGCGAGGGAGAAGACGACCGAGUACUCGCUGGUCAGGGACGCGGCGACGGAGGACGAGAAGGCCGAGAUCCGGAGCAUGUUCCGGGACCGGUUCCUGCCCGAGUCGCGGGCGGUCGCGUCCGUCAAUGCGCUCAAGUCGCUGGCCGACGAGAAGAUUGAGGAGGCCCGGCAGCGCGGCGCGUUUAAGCACAACUCGAUGCGCGGGAAGCCGCUGGUGCGGGACCAUACGGCGGAGAGCCCGUUUCUGGAUACGACGGAGUAUCUGCUGAACCGGAUCAUCAAGGACCAGGACAUUGUGCCGCCGUGGAUCGAGAAACAGCAGGAUUUGGCGGUGGCGGUGAGGACGUUUAGGGAGCGCUUGAGGGUCGAGUGGAAGCGGCAUGUGAGUAGGACUAUUGCGGCCGAGGUGACGGGACUGGAGGAGCAGUGCAGGAGGGCGGAGAGAUAUGCGGAGGCCGAGGAGCGGUUGAGAAGGAUUGAAGAGAGGGCGGCCAGGAUCGAGGAAGGCAAGGAGGUUAUCGAGGAAGAAGAGAUCCCCGCUACAGGCGGGUCAAUAACGCCGUUUAGAGACCCGGUGUGGGAAAAGACCGAGGCGUCAUACCACAACCUAUCGAUCGAGAACCUCAACUCCAUCACCCGCACCUACAACCUCAUGGCCCCCGAGCUGGCAAAGAAGACAUACUUCUCCCUAGAGCGGGAGCUUAAAAAUUGCUUCCGAGAGUGCGCGCCGCAGAUCGCAGGAGAAAUCAGGGCGCGGGCUACCAGGUCAAACGCAAGCACCUCGUUCUUGAUAGAGCGUAAGGGCGAGAGCGGGAUCUUGGAGAGCUUGGCAGGUGAGAGCGCGGAGGUGUAUGAUAGCAAGAAACCAAACUAUGGGUUUAAGGAGUUUUGGAGGGAUGUGUUUGGGCGGCGGAAGGAGGUGGCUUGA